Molecule: messenger RNA, 987 nt
Organism: Lithohypha guttulata
Lineage: Eukaryota; Fungi; Ascomycota; Eurotiomycetes; Chaetothyriales; Trichomeriaceae
Exons: 4
Coding region: 1-987 (328 amino acids)
Source: RefSeq, a predicted model, not a curated record
AUGAAUGCAUUCGCUAUUCAAUUCGAAGAGGUUGACAGAGCUGUGGACAAUCUAGUCAAAAGUGGGAAAUUCUUCGCUGGUGGACCCCGUCCGGGACAACCAGCAAUGUAUAGUCCGCGUGGACGUAUGGGUUCAGGACGUCAAGGCCCAGGCGCGCAUUCGUCUCCUUCACGUUCCGGCUCUAAUCCGCAAAACUUUUAUGCCUCGCAACGCUACGGAGGUCGACCGAACGAUGCUGACCAGAUGCUACAAGCUAAACGGCGAAUGGCUGCUCAGAGGGAAAGAGAACUUCGUAAUUACCAUCAAGAGCAGCAAUACAACAGAAGCCUUCUCGCGGAGAUGGCAUCCAAUAAAUCCGACAGAUCGAUGAGUCCCAGCACUUUGAGCGAAGAAGGACGAAGAGAACUGAUUGCGCGACAACAUCGUGCUUUGUAUGGAUCUGAAGGGUCUGGCUUCGUCCCUCAAGGUGCUUACGGCCAAGAAGCAGGAGCAAUUGAGCAGAGCAACCAAUCUCAUGCAGCAGCGCAAGGCAUGCGAGGCCCUUCACCACGUGGCUUGGAUGCAUUCGGAAUACCUGGACAGCACGAGAGUACUCAACAUGGUCAACAACACGCAGCUGAUGCCAAGACAACUUCGCCUACUUCUCACCAACAAGGAAAAGCACCAACGCCACCUAGCGAAGAGUCUGCACAUCAACGAGCUAUCUCAAAAUCGAGUACUGCGCCUAUUCAAGGCAACAUGGGGCCUAUCGGCAGCAGCAGGCCUAACAUGCAGCAAGCCCCUGCACAGAAUCUGAACAAGAGAACGACUUCACCUUUACCUUCGGGUUUGAGCUACGGCAACUUUGGAGUCCACGAAGCCACACAUGAAAGGUCAACGUCGCAGGCGAAUCCUGGUCAGAAAGAAUCCACAACUCCUGCAAUGGGUGCUUGGGGGACAGGAAGUGGCGUUUGGGGCAACAAAAUUGGCGCCUCAGUCUGGAACUAA